Molecule: messenger RNA, 241 nt
Organism: Paramecium octaurelia
Lineage: Eukaryota; Ciliophora; Oligohymenophorea; Peniculida; Parameciidae
Source: the annotation of a GenBank genome assembly
AUGAACAAAUAAUCUGUUGAUCAUUUCUUGAAUAGAUGUUUAAGAGCAAAAUUAGGAAGAUUUAAAAUGAGAACGCAGAUCUUAAUUAUAAAUGGUACAAUCUUAACCCUUUUAAUUCCUUCCAUCUUAAUAGCAUAUGCUAUAAAUAUGUAUUGCAUUGAACAGAUUCUUUACGAUUCCUCAAAGGGAAAUACUAUUUUGGACAUGUCAAAACAUCUUGAAACUGCUUCAAUUAUGUUGA